Talaromyces stipitatus ATCC 10500 is the source of this 1919-nucleotide messenger RNA. Its product is annotated as UDP-N-acetyl-glucosamine-1-P transferase Alg7, putative. The record is from RefSeq and is a predicted model, not a curated record. Gene Ontology annotation, molecular function: UDP-N-acetylglucosamine-dolichyl-phosphate N-acetylglucosaminephosphotransferase activity. Gene Ontology annotation, cellular component: membrane. Gene Ontology annotation, biological process: dolichol-linked oligosaccharide biosynthetic process; protein N-linked glycosylation. NCBI's taxonomy places the organism in Eukaryota, Fungi, Ascomycota, Eurotiomycetes, Eurotiales, Trichocomaceae. Bases 1 to 1401 code for a protein of 466 amino acids. The transcript is spliced from 4 exons.
AUGGCGCCCUCGACAGCUCUGUCAGCGACAGAGGUUUAUACCCUCUGGGUGCUAAUCGGCACAUCUAUCGCUAUAGUCGCCAACUCAUUUCAUGGCGACGGUGAACCGCUCAUGGUCUCUUUUGCAUUCAGUCUAUUUGCCUUUGCUUCGACUUUUAGCCUAAUUCGAUGGCUAGGUCCGAGUUUUAUGAAAGUUGGAUUAAAAGGGAGGGAUAUGGCUAAAGCUAAGAGGCCGGAAAUACCAGAAACAAUGGGUGCAGUGUGUGCUGUCGUGUACCUCUUGCUCAUGAUUGCCUUUAUUCCUUUUCCUUUCUAUAAGGAUAUUGUGGCUGCCACUUCUGGAGGCGGAAAUCGCGACGUCGUCCUGCAUGUAGAACAUGUUGAAACGGGGCGCUUCCUUCAUCGAUUUCCGCAUAAUAAGCUGGCAUCCUACCUAUCCGGCCUUCUAUCACUCCAAGCCAUUACCCUCCUCGGCAUCGGCGACGACCUUCUCGACAUCCGCUGGCGCCACAAAGUCCUAAUCCCAGCCCUAGGUGCAUUCCCCAUGCUAGUCGUCUACUUUGUCGAUUUUGGCGUCACUCACGUAGUGGUUCCUGUCCCACUGCAACGCUACUUUGGUCAAAUCUUCGAUCUCGGGUUUCUCUACUACGUCUACAUGGCUGCUGUAGCCAUCUUUUGCCCAAAUAGUAUCAACAUGCUUGCGGGCAUAAAUGGUGUUGAAGUCGCACAGUCACUCGUCAUUGCUGUCCUGCUUCUGCUGAAUGAUUUCUUAUACCUCUCCCCGUUUACGCCGUACCCUCAUCCAGCCAUGGAUUCACAUUUAUUUUCUAUAUACUUCCUCUUACCUUUCAUCGGCGUGUCGUUGGCACUUCUGUGCCAUAACUGGUACCCCUCCAAGGUCUUCGUGGGCGAUACCUAUUGCUAUUUCGCAGGCAUGGUCUUUGCUGUCGUGGGUAUACUAGGCCAUUUUAGCAAGACGCUCCUCCUACUCUUCAUUCCGCAAAUGUUUAACUUCUUAUACUCAUGUCCACAACUUUUUCAUAUUAUCCCAUGUCCCAGACAUCGAUUACCGAAAUUCAAUGCCGUGACUGGGUUAUUGGAGAAUUCGGUGACUGAGUGGACUGUGCCGCCGUCGCCGUUGAUUGCUGCCGCUCUACAUCUACUUCAUCGGCUGCGACUUGUGGGGAUCAAGACUAAUGAGAAUGGAGAUAUUGUAGAGUCGACGAAUUUGACGCUACUCAAUCUUUGGAUUCUUUGGUUUGGUCCCAUGAAGGAAGAUCGACUUGCGCUGAGCAUUGUGUUGUUGCAGACUGUCUGUGGACUUUUCGCGCUGUUUGCGCGUCAUCAGAUGGCGUUGCUUGUUUUUCCGGCGGAUAAUAGGAGUUUGUGGUCUUUUGUAUGAUCUUACCAGGUAUUAGAUUGAUUGUGUUGUAUCAUACUUACAUUUCUGUAUAUAAUCAUGUUAACGUACAGUCAUGCUUGACGCAAGUCUGAUCCCUUGAAACUAAUUACAACAAUAUUUCUGGCCUCUUACGACCACAUUCUAUCCCAAUGGACGUGUAUAGUAUGGAAAGACGGGGAGCAAAUAGCUUCAGUCUUCUUGCAUCUGGCAGCGACGAUCUUUUUUGGAGCACCUAAAUGAUAGGUUGUUUUGUUAGCCUAGUCGACUAUGCAGUUGAAAAAAAAAAAAAACAUGAAAAAGCCCCCUCAACUCCUCCACACUGCUUUGCAAGUGUGUCCCUCAAACGUCACGUCAUUCAUCACUGUACAGCACUCAGAGCAACGAUUUUGUCAUCGGGUCAUAGGAGAGGUAACCUGUCUUUGAGGUGUUUGAACCCCCACCACGAGGAAGACGUGCAUAGCGGUCAUAGGUGAUUGUGGAUGGACAAGAACAGUGAUAGCGAUGAAAGAGAGGUGAAU